Messenger RNA from Pieris napi, 2535 nucleotides. Its product is annotated as synaptic vesicle glycoprotein 2B-like. Gene Ontology annotation, molecular function: transmembrane transporter activity. Gene Ontology annotation, biological process: transmembrane transport. The transcript is spliced from 10 exons. The record is from RefSeq and is a predicted model, not a curated record. Gene Ontology annotation, cellular component: membrane. The coding region runs from base 1026 to 2519 and encodes 497 amino acids. Lineage: Eukaryota; Metazoa; Arthropoda; Insecta; Lepidoptera; Pieridae.
CAUUUUAUUCAGAAAUAAUAUAUAAAAAUGUAGACUGAAUCGAUAGACGAUUUUCCCAAUUUAGUAAUUACCAUUACCUUGAUUUCGAUAAACACCACUGCACUUAUGACGUGAAGUGACCACUUAAAAUUUGCAAUCAAAGAUUAAUAUCAAAUAUUUGUGAAUUCGUAAUUUACACUAUUGAAUUUAAAGAAUUGCCAUUUUCAACUGAAAUGUAUAACCAAUUUACAUGCAUAUAUAGCUUCCUUCCAUCUCGACACAAUUUUUCUAAAUUGUGAUAUGAAAAUCAAACUUUUGCUCUCACUUUCCGAAAUAAGACGUUUUUUUGUUGCAAGAAUUCGAUACAAAUUCAUAAAUCACUCAUUUAUAUAUAGUUAAUUUUCUAAUUAUAUGUUACCGUAAAUUAAUACAUUGUAGUGAAUAAUCAAUAAUUUAUUAAGAGUGGAACGAAAGAUAUUACCACGAGGUAUCCGUGAACGUAGCAGAGCACUUACCAGAAUAGCACAAAAAUGGAGUUGUGUUAGAAAACGUAAUAAGAAGUAUUACUGGUUAUUUUUAGAAAGAGUCCAGCUCCUCGCAGUUUCAUGAUCACCGCAGAGCAUGUCUUCUGGCAAAGCAAGGUCUCAAUAAUACACAAUACUUAUACCUACAAUUUAAAUCACUUUUUUAGUAGCGGGUAGCUGCUACGAGAACGAUGUUUGUACUUAGUUUAUAACAACUACCUGAGCCCGGCGUAAUUUCGGAUGUUAUAUAGCCGAUAGCGGUGUAACCUUCCCUGAUGGACCAUCCAAAACCAAAAGGUUUUAGGUAAAUUCAACAGAAUAAACUUUUCAGCUAGCUAGCUAAUAUUAGUGUAGGUUUAGUGCGACUCUGUAGAAACGUUAUUCUAUGAUCAUAACAAUCUUUAGUACUACAUAUAAUAUAUUAGUAUAACCUUUGUCAUGAAUUCUAUAUUAUUAAUAUUUACAUCACAACUAUUCAGUGCGGGUUAAGAAUAGUGAACAAGUUGUCUGAAGCGAGUAGCCAUGGACGAUAUUACAGGCGAAAGGCUAGAUUUUGAGGAAGCCAUAAAUAAAACUGGUUUCGGUAAAUAUAAUAUUUGUCUACUAAUUGCUUGUUGCCUGUUGAUUUUGGCCAUGUACAUAGACAUAUUUGGUUUCUCCAUUGUGUUACCAGACGUGGCUUGUGAUAUGGGAUUAUCGACGACGCAACAGGGACUUCUCUCCGCGAUACCAUUGAUUGGAGUCAUGAUUUCUUCAUAUGUCUGGGGUCUAAGUACCGACACGAUCGGACGUCAGAAGACAUUGUUAUUGGCCAUGCCGGUGAGCAUUAUUUGGAGUUUAGUAGCUAGUAUGACGCCGACGUACACUUCAUUGGCAGUACUCAAACUUAUGUCAGCUUGUUUUUCAUCAUCAGCGAAUGCUGCAGCAUUCGUACUUCUAGGAGAAAGUGUUCCGUCUGCUUACAGGAGCAAAUUUAUGUUCCUUAUGGCCAGUGCUACUAUGUUUGUUCAGCUUAUUAUAAGUAUUGUCGCACUUCCCAUUCUUCAGCUUACCUUCAGCAUUAGUAUGCCCUUGAUCAACCUGAACUACCGACCUUGGCGACUCCUCCUCCAGCUAAUAACAUUCCCAGGGAUAUUUGGGACUAUUGGUAUUAUGUUGGUGCGAGAGAGUCCUAAAUUCCUACUUAGUAAGGAUCACGAAAAGGACGCGAUCGAUGUGUUGAAAACUAUACAUAAAUGGAAUAAGGGAUCGAGUGAAUUCAAAAUAUCAUCAGUACACCUUAAGGAAACCAUCACUACAUAUUCUGGAAAUUCAGUUUGGAAAAAAAUUUGGAAUCAAACGGCACCUCUCUUCAAACCACCGCUUUUAAAAAACUCUCUGAUACUUUACUAUAUGUUACUAUGUGCAUACAUGACAUCGACUGGCUACACAAUGUGGGUACCAACAAUGACAAACGCAUAUUUUAAUGGAGAAGAUAACAAUGGAAAAACUUUUUGUGAAGUGGCCAGUAAAGCUGCAUCUCAAAAUAAUUUGACCACUGAUUGUAGUACCACGAUUCAACCUAUGACAUUAUAUGCGGUCAUGUGCUAUUCGGGCAUGUCGGGGACGCUAAAUAUACUCCUCACAUUCAUAGUCGGGCCACUGGGUAAAAAAAGGACAACGUUAUUAGUCUUUAUUAUCGCAAUCGUAGCCGGUGUAUUGCUUCUCUUCGUGAAGCCAUCGAUAGCCAGCAUUGGACUGUUCUUCAUAUUUCUUUAUGUGGCUUUAAUAUUGGGAAAUGUAAAUACGUAUUUAGUGGAAUUAAAUCCGACACAAUUAAGAGGAAUGGCGACAUGCUUGUCUGUGGUUGUGGCCAGAGGCUUUGGGUUCUUCAGCGUUCAGCUAAUCGCCACGUUGUUGUCUGACCACUGCAGACCAAUGAUUGGAGGAUACAUCGCUCUCAUUACAAGUGGAUUACUGAUAGCGAUAUGGUUACCGGCAGAUAACUCUCCAGGUGGAAACCGUUACAGUCGAUAAAAUUUUAUUCAAACUA